GGGAGGAGCUUUUGGGGACGGAAGGAGCCAGGUACAUGAAGAUGGAUGACUUGAAGGACCAUGAUGACGAUUUCCUGUCACCCAAGAAAUCUAUGGAGUACGAGAGAGGGCUGGGCACUGUGUAGGGGGGCUGGGAUGGGUGGUAGAUGGAGGGGGUUAGAGUGAGAGGGAAUGGGGGUAUAUUGGUAGUAAAAAAAGGGUGGAGGUAUUGUAAAGAACGGGGAAUUGAUGGGUUAAACCUAUAUUGGGAUGUGGGAAGUGGGAAUGAGAAUAUAUUCCCUACUCACUCCUUCUUGUUUUCUUCUCUCCAACAGCAACUACUCGCCUGCCAUUCCCAGGAUCCCUUGUGUCUCCCCGGAGAUGGUCCACCUAAAGGAGCAUGAGAUGGAGCAGGUACAGAACAGACCGGUUAGGUUCAAUCCCAUGGGCUUGCCAUAUUAUUAAUGAAAAUAUUUGUAUCACUGUAACCCUGUGGAGGGUGAUAGAAAUGUAAAAAUGCUACGAUGAGACAAGGUUUUUCUGUCUGUCUGUUAGGUACACACUCCAAUGCCAUUACAUAAGGAGUAUGAUGAUGACUCCCUGAUCCCCAGCAGUCCAGCUACAGAGACCUCUGACAACGUCAGUCCCGUGGCCAGCCCCAUACACACAGGGUCAGUACACAACCCUAACCCUACAUCUAACCCAUACACACAGGGUCAGUACACAACCCUAACCCUACAUCUAACCCAUACACACAGGGUCAGUACACAACCCUAAUCCUAACCCAUACACACAGGGUCAGUACACACAGUGUCCGUCCUACCCUGCCUGCAGCCCUACACUGACAAAUGCCUUAUGUUGUCCAUAAAUCAAUCUCUAAGAGUGAAAAUAGAAACAAUAUUAUACUGUGUCAUAAUGUGAGGCAUGUCUUUUGUCAGGUUCCUAGUGAGUUUCAUGGUGGAUGCUCGGGGCGGCUCGAUGCGAGGCAGCAGACACAACGGCCUGCGUGUCAUCAUCCCUCCACGGACUUGUGCCGCCCCCACACGUAUCACCUGCCGUCUGGUCAAGCCCCAGAAACUCCCCACCCCUCCCCCCCUGGUGGAGGGAGAGGGCCUGGCCAGCCGUAUCAUCUCUCUGGGCCCAGCCAGCAUGCAGUUCCUAGGGUGAGGACUUGAAUAAACACACUGUAGAGUAUUGAAGGCAGGACAGGUGCAUUUCGUAAUCAGGAAAAAAAAUUGGAUUGUUUAAUUGUGUUCCACCUUCGGUGAGGGUAUCCUCUAAUUCAGGGGUGUCAAACAUACGGCUAUUGAUGUGUGUCUGUGUGUGUCUGUCAGGCCUGUGAUCGUGGAGAUCCCACACUUUGCAGCUCUGGGUCGAGGGGACCGGGAGCUGGUGGUUCUGAGGAGUGAGAAUGGCUCUGUUUGGAAGGAACACCGCAAUCGUUACGGCGACGAUGUGCUGGAGACUAUCCUCAAUGGGAUGGAUGAAGGUAGUAGAAUGAGAAGUUCUACUAACUCAGUCAGACCUGAUUACAGUCACUGAUAAUGGGCUGUUUGGUGUUUAUUAGUGCUUUCUUAUCAGUACUGUAUCAGUAUUCCCCACUCUUAUUGACCAUUACGGUCUGCCUGUUUAUUCCUUUAGAUCUGGAGAGCCAAGAGGAGCUUGGGAAGAAGCGUAUCCGACGAAUCAUCUCCACUGACUUCCCCCUCUACUUUGCUGUGGUGUCGCGUGUCCAGCAGGAGAGUGACCUGAUUGGCCCAGAGGGGGGUCAGCUCACCAGUAAGCUGGUGCCGAUGGUCCAGGCUACGUUCCCUGAGACAGCGGUCACCAAGCGAGUCCGUCUGGGCCUGCAGGUGAGAUGGGAGAAUGAGGAGGAAGAAGCAGGAGGAAGACAGUAUCGUUAGUGCCUGCCUGUAUGACCAAGCAUGCUAUAUGCAGGGUUGGGGAGUGACUGAUUACAGUUACAUGUAAUCAGUUACAUUACCAGCAAAGAUAUCGGAAUCAGAUUAUAGAUCAUUUUUUUAAAAUGGAUGAUUACUUCUUGGAUUACUUUGAAAUUCAGAAAGGAUGUUUGCGAAAAGAUACAUUGACACCUUUCUGUUUUCUCAAUGACAUUUAAUUCAGCUGAGUGAGUCUGACCAUAAGUCAGAGACCACUAUGAUGACACACCAAAUGUGUUUGAUGGAUCCUUUUUGUCUUCUUCUAAUGCCUCUUAAGGGGAAAAGUCAUCCAAAAGUAACAGAAAGUAAUCAGAUUAAGUUACUCAGUUUGGGUAAUCCAAAAGUUACGUAACUGAUUACAAUUUUGGACAGGUAACUAGUAACUGUAACGGACUACAUUUAGAAAGUAACCAACCCAAAUCUAGCUGAAUGUAUGCUAUAUGUAUUUGGUUUGAUCAGCACAUUUGAUAUUUUUUUCCUUGCCAAGAGUUUUUGGUUUUUGUUGUCAAUAUGGAAAUUGCCUUUUUUCUGUGUUCUACACUACACACAAACAUUGAGAUUUACUACAUACACGUAGUACAGUAGUCACUUAACUGUGGGCAUUUUAACCUUCAAAGUUUAUUUGAGGCUGUUUUGAAAGGGCAUAAUUGAGUCACCAAUGUUUGCAAAUGAGCAUGCCAGUAUCCUAAAGCUUAAUGCAUCAUUCACUACUGUGGUUAUGUUCUAUAGCUAUAGUCAUGGUUACAUAAUGCAGAGGGACCUUGUUACAGUGAAUGUUCUUUAGCAGCAUGCCUGUUAUAAUCAGAGUGGAGAGUGGUUUAGAUUUGAUUUCGUAACAGUGGUGAGUGGUUUUAUCCCUUGCCAUGGAUAACCUCCAUAUUGGCCUACAUACUGUAGUAGUCUCAUCUUUUUAGGGAAAUAUGUGUAUGUUACAGUGAACAUGGCACAGAAUGGACUUCACCAUGCAUGGAACUUCCAUCUCCCCUGCUGCUUUGGGGCAUCCGCUGUGCUGCAUGCAGCCUGUAGAGCUGUGAAUGUAGAGCCUUAUAGCCUCAUAACCCCAGUCAUAGCUUUACGCUAGCAGAUACGGCAACCUUUUCAAAGGCUGUACUAAGUGAGACAGUUCACUUGAAUGUGUAGCGAGGGAGAUCAUUUAUUGUAUUCUAAACAUCACUUCCCAUUCAUCAAGUGAAAUAAGUGAACGAGGGAAUCUGCACAUGAAUACUUGAAUUGUGAGAUGUUUUAUGUACAGUACUGUGACUAGUUACACAGGGCCUUGGGUCAAACAGUCCCUUUUUCUUUAAUAUCUGUUUUGUAUGAAUGUAUAAAGGUUCAGACCUUCAUUGUCGAUGUACACUGAGUGUACAAUUAAGUGAUAAUGCCCAAGAAGCCAGUGUUUGGAGGAUAUAUUGGCACGGGUGUUGUUAGCAAACCAUGCCAAUUUAUCCUCCAAACACCGGCUUCGAGUGCAUUAUCACUUUUAUACAACGGGUUACCAACAUAUUCGAAUAAUGAUUUACAUAUAUUCAUAACAAUGCCAAGAGUAUGCAAUGCUGUCAUCAAGGUAAAGGGUGGCUAUUUGAAGAAUCUCAAAUAUAAAAUAUAUUUUGAUUUGUUUAACACUUUUAUGGUUACUACAUUAUUCCAUAUGUGUUAUUUCAUAGUUUUGAUGUCUUCACUAUUAUUCUACAAUGCAAAAAAAAAUUAAAAAUAAAGAAAAACCCUUGAAUGAGUAGGUGUGUCCAAACUUUUGACUGGUAGUGUAUAUCCAUAAAAUUUAUGCUGAUUCAUGAUUUCGACUGGCUGAGAAAAGCUGCCUGCCUUUAUGUCUUGUCCCGACUCCCAACACGUUCAUUACUAUGCGACAGCUGGAGAUCGAAUUUGAAUAUUGAAACAAUGUCGCAAAUGUCGGAGAGACAGACAGCAAGGUUUAUACAAAUCUCCCUGUUGAAAAUUAAAUGUUAGUCUAAAAGAAAUGUGAGAUAAUGUGUAGAUGCUUUUUAUAGUGGAGAUCAAGUUUUUAAAAUGAGACAGUGGAUUGCGCAGUUAGAUGGAACAGAGUAAAUACAGUGCCUUCGGAAAUUAUUCAGACCCCUUGACUUUUUCCAAAUUUUGUUAGGUUACAGCCUAAUUCUAAAAUUGAUUAAAUUGUUUUUUUCCCUCAUCAAUCUACACACAAUACCCCAUAAUGACAAAGCAAAAACAGGUUUAGACGUUUUUUUGCUAAUUUAUUAAAAAUACAAAUGAAAUAUCUCUAAUUCGCUCUUCUUUUCUCUUCCUAUUUCUCUUCUUUUCUCUUCCUAUUCUCUCUCAUUGCUAUCCAUCUGUUCCCUAUUCUCUCUAUCCUAUCCGUUCCUAUUUCUCUCUACAUUGCUAUCCAUCUGUUCCUAUUUCUCUCUACAUUGCUAUCCAUCUGUCUUUCCUUACAUUGCAUCCUCUGUUCCUAUUCUUCUACAUUUCUAUCCAUCUGUUCCUAUUUCUCUCUACAUUGCAAUCCUUCUGUUCCUAUUUCUCUCUACAUUGCUAUCCUUCUGUUCCUAUUUCUCUCUACAUUGCUAUCCUUCUGUUCCUAUUUCUCUCUACAUUGCUAUCCAUCUGUUCCUAUUUCUCUCUACAUUGCUAUCCUUCUGUUCCUAUUUCUCUCUACAUUGCAAUCCUUCUGUUCCUAUUUCUCUCUACAUUGCUAUCCUUCUGUUCCUAUUUCUCUCUACAUUGCUAUCCAUCUUUUCUAUUUCUCUAUUGCUAUCCCUGUCUAUUCUCUACAUUGCUAUCCAUCUGUUCCUAUUUCUCUCUACAUUGCUAUCCAUCUGUUCCUAUUUCUCUCUACAUUGCUAUCCAUCUGUUCCUAUUUCUCUCUACAUUGCUCAUCCACCACAUCCUCUCCCCUCCAACAUCAGGCCCAACCAGUCCCAGAUGAGCUGGUUGCCAAGCUGCUGGGUAACCAGGCAACAUUCAGCCCCGUGGUGACUGUGGAGCCACGGCGACGCAAGUUCCACCGGCCCAUCGGCCUGUGCAUCCCCCUGCCCCCCUCCUGGAGAGAGAGCCCCCGGGACUCUGGGGAGGGGGACACCACCAGCCUGCGCCUGCUCUGCAGUGUCAUCGGUACGCCAACACUGUCUGUCACACUUUAGCAAGCCUGACUGAGGCCUUACGGUGGACUAAUUCAGCAGUGAAACUGCAUUACUUAAGGAAUAGCUUAAUAGUUUCCCUUUAUUUAGAGUAACUAUGAGUUGGCCUGCAUUUACACCUCAUAGACAGAAGGACAUUUAUUGAACAUAGUGAUUCGAAGUCUCUCAGCUGUGAGAUGGGAAAACAGUGCAAUCCAGAUUUAUGUAGGUCUGCAUGCCAGAGAAGAAGCAAUGUCAUUACUAUACUCAGCAACUGUUAAUUAUCUUCAUUACAAUGGCCAUCAAAGUGAUAUGGUGAAGUAAAAUCACCUUGCAUGAAUGAAUUACAUUUUAUUUUCGUGUCAAAUCGCCAGUUGGCAACCCAUAUCUUACGGGAUUAAUUGACACAUAAACAAACAUUACAAUGGUUCACAGUGAUAAUUCAGUGAUAAUUAUAAUUGUGUUCUGCGCAGUGCGCACCGCAUAAAGAAUGACAAAUAAAUCAAUACAUAAUAGCAGAUAAGGUUAUCCAAGCAAUAAUAAUAACCCUAGAGCAGUAAUAAAAAGUACAAAAAUAAAACAAUACAGAUAAAUAAACACAGAAAAAUGAAACGGAAGGUGUUUAUCUGACACAAAGAGAAGAUUCAAAUGUGAGACAGGCCUGCACAUAACCUAUAUACAUACGUGCACUUUGCUAUAUGUCUGGAGCUAAAUAUUUUUAUAAUUUAAUUAUAGGUUGCCUUUUCUUUUAUUCCAGGCUUUAUCUAACAAUUCAGCAAGCGGAAAUGCACAAAGGACAAAAAAACAUUUCAGUUUCUCCUCAUCGCUCAGCCACAUAAUGCCAGGGUAUAUCUGGAGGGCUUUCUGGAAUAAAGACAAGCGUAUAAUCGUGGUAGAAAGGGCAAUAGAGGAUCAAAUGAAUUUCAUUCUCUAUCUCUUAACCUACAUAGUCUUUCCUGGAAAAGGUCACACAUUUCAGUUGCCCAUGCUCCCCCUAUUGAGCACCAGGCUCCCCCUAUGGAGCGAUCCCAUUGAAAAACCUUGCUGGCAAUUGGCACGCCUGCCAUCUCACCUCACAGGGUUCCUAGUUAUUGCCAGUAUAGGCACAAACUUGUGGACAAACCUAAAAAAUGACGUACUGCUCUAUUAUGGACAUGUUUGUUUUUGAGAUACAGUCUCUCUUAGAACUCCACACUCCUGCUGAUUGAGGUUUAGGAUGUGAACUUGUGUGUCUAAUUAACAUGAUUGCAUGUUUAAUGUACCUUUUUCUCAACCCAACCUCCAAUUUAAACGCCAACCUAUGGCAUAACUGCAGUAAUAGAAUUACGCCAUGGCUUGACGUUUUAAUUACGCCAGGUGUUGCAAUAAUUUAACUGUCACAGAAUUACACCAUGACUUGACGUUUUAAUUACGCCAUGUGGUGCCAUAUUUUAGCUGUCAGUCAAAUUCCUCAAAAGUGAAACUAAAACUUAAGUUUAGGCAUUAAUUCCGAAUGGUUAAGGUUAGCAUUAGGGAUAGGGUUAAACUUAAGUUUUGGCAUUAAUUCCGAAUGGUUAAGGUUAGGGUUAAGGUUUGGAAAAGGCUUAGGACUAGGAUUAAACACGUGACCUUCGGAGCCGGAGUCUGCGGCCAUCCCUGUCCACAAUGCCCUAGUAAGCCACAAGUCUACUAGAAGGCAGUAGGCACUCAUGUUGCUCCUAGUGGACGGUAUAGCGUUCACAUUUCGCCAGCUCCAAACUAAUCUGGUACCUGGCGUAUUCCAUUAGAGAAUGGGCUGCUUUUUCUCCUCCUCCCUAUGUCUUUGUGUAACUGAUCUCUCUUCCUUAUCUCCAGGUGGCACAGCCCCAGCCCAGUGGGAGGACAUCACUGGUACCACCAAGCUCAUAUAUAGCAAAGACUGUGCCAACUUCACAACCAAUGUGUCAGCACGGUAAGUAUAGAGUAACAACUCACUCACUAGCAUUCAUGUUAAUUAGACAAACAAGUCCACAUCCUAAAUCUCACAAUCUAAACCUCAAUCCAGCUCUUUUUGUUACUGGAGAGCAGUUAUCAAGGUAUGCUGAUCUCAAAGGAUCCAAUCAUGAAUAACUUAAGGGUUGCCAUAAGUCCUACACAAUAGUGUCUCUUCUCAGGUUCUGGCUGGCUGACUGUCCUCGGACAGCCGAGGCUGUGUCUUUCUCCAACCUCCUUUAUCGGGAGCUCUCAGCCGUGCCCUACAUGGCCAAGUUUGUGGUGUUUGCCAAGAUGAACGAGGUCCGUGAGGGCCGCUUGCGCUGCUACUGCAUGACUGAUGACAAGAUGGACAAAACCCUGGAGCAGCACGAGAACUUCAGCGAGGUGGCCCGCAGUCGUGACAUCGAGGUCAGUACAGGGAGUUAUAUUGAUGGUUAUCAUGAUUAUGUCAUUGUUUAUUAACUUCAGGCACUGUGAAGUGAGUGGAGUGAGUGGACCAGUCUGUGUAUAACGUUAGUGUCGCCCCUCUCAGGUGAUGGAGGGAAUGCCGCUGCACCUGGAGUGUUCUGGGAACCUGGUCCCAGUGAGGAAGGCUACCCAGCAGCCUCGCUGUUUCAGCUUCCAGGCCUUCAAAGACAACAGACUCCCCGUCUCAGUCAAGGUGCUUAACCCCCAUCUCACUGUCUUCAUCCCUCUCUCCAAUACUCCCUCCAUCUCUGGGUCUCCCUCUCACUCUGAAAAUGUAUCUUGUCUGUUUCUCUCGGUUCUCUUCUCCAAGGUGAGAGACAGUAGCAAGGACCACUCUGGAUUCCUGUCCUUCCUGCGCAAGUCUACCAAGUACGAAGACAGCCAACAUGUGCUGUGCAACCUCAACAUUACCAUGCCCCUGUGUAUCAAGGUAGGCCUCAACAAAUAGUUCACGUUUUUGGGGUGCUUUAAAAAGCACUGCACUUUCAUUUUAGAAUACACACGUUCAUAUUUAAUGUUGUGAACUUGUGAGAUCUGAGACAAAUCUGCUGUGAUUAUUUAUUCCCAAGGCUUUUGCUUGUAUUUGAUUGGCAGGCUGCUGGUAGUGAAGACCGGAGGCGAACUCUGACUCCAUUAGCCCUGCGAGAGAGAUACAGCGCCAUGAAUGAGCCUGCCAUGGGUAAAGGUGCCUGCCAUCCCAUCCCAUCCCAUCCCUAUGAUACUCCAUACAGACCGCCAUUGUCUUCCGACAGGUGGCAUCAUUCCUACACGACGCUUGUCCCUCAAUCAGUGCAGACGAGUUAGUCAAGCUACCUGACAUAAGACAAUGACAUACCCCACACCAACACGUUCACAUUCCAUGUGCCCCUUCAUGCAGUAAUAAUCACAACGGUGCAUUAACUUCUCAUGUUAAAGUAUCAGUUGUGAUCUGGUUUCUGCAGCAUCAAUGAGUGCCAUGGAAAGGACAGAGUUGAAGAUGGCUUUGAUAGCUGAACAGUUGGGACUGAGCUGGGCUGGUGAGUGAGUGGAAUGAGCGUCUGUGUCUCGUGCCUGUGUUUGGUGCUUGUGUCAGUGUCAGUGUCUGUGUAUCAGUGUUUAAUGGCUUGGGGCUGCUUUUCCCUUCCUCCCUGCCUCUGUCUCUCAAUGGUCUGUACCUCCUCCACCUUUGUCUCUCCAGAGCUGGCGAGGGAGCUACAGUUCAGUGUAGAUGACAUUAAUAAGAUCCGUGUGGAGAAUCCUAACUCCCUAUUGGAGCAGAGUUCUGCCCUGCUCAACCUAUGGGCCACCCGUGAGGGCAAGAGAGCCAAGAGUAAGUACCUGAGAUCCCAUAUAUAGGUUGGUGGAUCCCUCCUGUGCAACCUCUUAUCCUAUAUUCAUCAUAUCCAUUCUCCACUCACCCAUCGUACAGUCUUGCACUGGCUCCUGGAGUUGCACGUGAGACUUCUCCACUCUAUGCAGUACCUUAUAUUAACAUUGUGCUAACUCUAUCGUUUUCUGGGACAGACCUGGGUCUGUCAGGGUACUGGUAAACAAUUUCAUUAUUCUCCUCAUAAUAUCUUCCAUUUCCUUGUCUGUUAUUUAACUGUCCAUUUCCCAUUUUCCUGCCUCUCGUCUCUGUUUUCUCUCUCUCUCUAUCCUUCUCUCCUCCCCCUUUCUCUGUCUCUCUUUGUCUCUUGUGGCUCCUAUGUGCAGUGGAGAGUUUGUACACAGCUCUGAAGAGCAUUGACCGGAUGGACAUAGUGAACAUGUUGGAGGGCCAGGGGCCACAGCCUGCAGGGAGGCAGGCCCGGGAGCCAAGCAGACGCAGACACAAUGAGAUUGACCACGUCUCCCCCAGCCUGAGCAAUGGUAAGGCUUCUCCCCAUCCCCAUGCAGCCCUCUCCCACACCCAAGCCCCAUGUCCUACCAGUUCUUCUCUCUCCUCCUCCUCUCUGCUACCUCUAUCACCUUCCUGCCUCAAUCCUCAGUCAAUAGCUGUUCUAUGCUACUGCCAUAAACUUGAGAUUUCUACAAAUGUGUAACGCAGCAACCUGGACCAGGACUCAAGACACUCCGACAACAACUGCCUCUGUGGUGCCACUCAAAGCCUGACUCGGAUACAUUUCCUUGUUUCUGGUUGAAUACUAUGAAUCAAUUACCUAUAGUGCCUUCAAUCAAAAUUACAACCUUGUCUAAUAGUACCAGCUAGAUUUUAGGAUUCUCUCUCCACUGAAAUGGCCCUUGAAACAUUUUGCUGGGGGGAGAAACUAUUACUGGUAUAUGGAUUUAAGCAAUAUGAACGGAGCCUGCCAAUAAGAGUAUAGAUUAAAAUAGAGAAUUAUUAGAUAUAUUUAAAGAUUACAACUUCAAGAAACAUUUGUUUUCAUGUGUGUUUGAUAAAGUUAUUAGCAAUAGGAGAGUUGAUGAUUUAAAAAUAAAUAGAUACAAUGACUGAAAUGCUUAGUGUUAGUCAGCUGUGUUGGGUGAGUCUCAGAUUCUGUUCAUGCCAAAUUUACAUUUUGUUAGAUCUUUAUUCAGUACAUAAGUUAUUACACUGCCUCACUACUGUGUCAUAUCUGUGUAUGUGACAGAUGUAUGUUAUUACAUCCUAUAAAGUAUGAUAUUGGUUAUGAGUUGAUUAUGUUAAUCUUUAUCCAACAUGAUUUAAACCACAAUCUGCCUACUUAGGCCUUAUGUGAGAUACAAUGCAGGAUAUCUUGUGUCUGUAACAAACUCAUACAUGAAUCCUGUCUGUAGCUUUUCUUUCAAACGUACUGUAGUUGGCUUUCCUUCCAGUGGUCACUUCUCAAACGUUGACUCCUUUUCCUCAUGGUUUAUUCUUUUACACAAGCAUGAUAUACAUCAGAUUGACUCCAAUUUCACCCCUGGACCAGUGUGAAAAAAUAAUGCACUGGACUGACCAUCACUGGAGUGCUGUGGCCUCUCUUCUGGCUCUGCUCUGUGCCCCAGUGUCUCGUGUCAUCACAGCAGGUGCCAGUGCCAGGUCCCUUCAGUGAAAACUGGAGCAAUAAUUGGUGAUGUAACUCAUGCAUAGAUAUGACCAUGACGGACAAAGGGACAAACGGGAGAUGCUCAGUCAGAUCACAGCUGCAGUGAAUCUGAUAUCUGACACCUGUCCAGUCUGCCCCCCAAAGCUCUUUCCUUUGAUGCUGUCUGUCUGGCUGUGUAACAAGGUGGCCACACUCUCACGGGACAAUACCAACCUGACCUCCAGACAUGGUAUUGUGUGUUUUUUACAACAAUGAUUUUCAAGAGGUCUAUGAUUUAUAUGAGUUAUGACUGAUGUUAUGAACAGGUUUGUUUCUGGCUUAGCGGAUGUAGCUAGAUAGUACGUAUAUGACAUAAGGGGAUGGUACAGAAUGAGGAUUCACCUCUGGCUCAAUGUCAGUCUGGAAGAUGAUUACUCCCUUGAUGACUAUUACAAGAGUUCCCUAAUUAACCUUCACAAUCAAAGUAAUUGAGAUCACAAUAGAUUCUGAGGUGGGAAUCCAAAUCUGGAGACUGCAACUAAAUCCCACAUUCUACUCUUAACCCAGGCAUAGUAUAUAUAGGAAACAGAAGGUUUGUUUUUCUACACUUUAGACAUUGUGGAAAACACUUAUUUUUACGAUACCUUCCAGUCUACCUGUCCCUGUCUUUUGCUUAUUUUUGUCACAUUGGGCUCUUAGUGAUUUUGCCAUUCAAUUCCCUUUCUUAUCUCUAGUGGUUUGAGUGGUUUGAGUCUGAGACACAUAAUAUGUAACUCAAUAAAAGCAAUGAGAUCAGUUUAGUAAUACCAGAGAGGCUUGGGAGGCCUGAACUGAAUCCAGCUAGGCUCCUGUAAGGGUAACACAUUACUUUCUCUCUGCAUGGCGGCGUAGUAGGAGUCUCUUCGGACAGGGGGUCGUUCCAUUCGGUGUACUCUUUGUUCCUCUGGGAUCCUCCUACUUGUUCCCUUUGACUAUCUGUCCCCUCUCUCUUUGUGUUUCUCCGGACAUGUCAUCUGCAGCCCAGCCGCCCUACUCUUCCUCCUUCUCACUCCUCCUCUCCGACCUCUGAACUCAUGCCCUCCGACCUCAUGUUGACCUCUGGCCCUCAUCUUUAUUUUACGACCAGUUGUGCAUAUUUUUUAUAACUCUUUAUUUUUUGUACUCUUGAAAAUUCCACCUUUUUAACCGUCUGCUCUGUGACCAAUCCCCCUCACACACUGUGUGCUCAGCACCCCCGGAAGGGGGGAGGUGUCCCUCGCUCUGUCACACUCUCAGUCCAUGUCUCCCUCUUUCUUCCUUGUCUCCCCUGUCUCUGUCUGUCUCUCUUUUGUUCUGUGCCUGUAUUUUUUUCUUUCUUCCUCUAUCUGUCUUCUUCCCUCCUAUUUUCCCUAUCUGUGUUUCCCUCCCUGCCCUGCCUGUGCACGAGGCCCACUCUCGUCUCCCACCUCCGAUAUGCUUGCAUGGAAGCAUUGGAAUGAGGUUGCAGGAGCAGUGGCCUGUGGGAGACUUAGUCUGGAGCUGUGCAUGCCUCUGCGUCUUGUAGCUGCUUUACUAACAUACUGAUAUUGCAUGGUAUGCAUGCUGGGCACAGGAGGUUGGUGGCACCUUAAUUGGGUAGAACGGGCUUGUGGUAAUGGCUGGAGCGAAACCAGUGGAAUGGUAUCAAAAACAUCAAACACAUGAUUUCCAUGUGGUUCAUACCAUUCCAUUUGCUCCAUUCCGGCCAUUAUUAUGAGCCGUCCUCCCCUCAGCAGCCUCCUGUGGUGUGGAAUGACCUGACUGUCUAGUCUGCCUGUUUAGAUCCUCAAAAUAUUGUAUUCCUUGUGGGUGGUAAAAAAGGACCUGAACCCUUUUUUAACCGUGUAUUGUAACUGCUCUGUUCAUGUAUGAAUGUUGUGAAGUGUUGUUUAUCUGUUGUCUGUGUGUAUGUGUGGGUUUAUCCUGUGGCUUUGAGUCACUCCAGAAUUUGGGGAUGUAGUAUCUAUGCCCCUUCUCUGUCACACACCUCAUAUUUGCAGGGAGUGUGUUCAUGUGACCCUUCCAUUGAAUCUCUCUGUUCUAUGCGAGUUGGUGUGUGUGUGUGUAUGUGUGUGUGUGUGUGUGUGUGUGUGUGUGUGUGUGUAUACAUGUCUGUGUUUUAUAUGUUUUGUCCAGUGGGUUGUCUUCUAUGAGUGUCUGUGUGCUUCAGUGUGUCUUUGUGUAUUUCACAGUGUGUGCUUUCUUCCAGUCUGUGUGUGACUGUAUGUGUCUCACUCUGUAUGUGAGCUUCAGUCAGUUUUCUAUGUUUACAGUGUGUUUGUCUUUUUACCAGGAGGGUCAGGCCACCAUGUUAAUUCCUUCUCACUAACACCCUCCCCUAUUCCCCUCCUCCCUCUCUCUGUCACCAUCCCACUUCACCAUCCAACUGACCAUGGGAGUGACACCACCCACAGACACAAACAUAGAGAGAGAGAGAGAGAGAGAGAGAGAGAGAGAGAGAGAGAGAGAGAGAGAGAGAGAGAGAAGGACUGGCAACAAGAAUGGAUGGAAACGAACUGGAUGGCAGAACAACACAGAUUUUAGAUUGUCUUUUAGAUUGUCAGAGACACAAACAGACAAUCUAAAACCAUGUACAGUAGAAACUAACCUGGUAUUGGCGAUACUACUAACAAUCGAGAACGAAGAUAGUAUCGCCAAUACCAGGUUAGUUGAAAUAUCUCUGACAAUGUUUUGUAUAGGCAAACCUGUAACUCCCAGUAUAAUGGAUACCAACAAUGUUUGGUUAAAUCACUAUCUGGUGUUACAAUCUGUUGCUAGCCCUGGACCAAAGGUAAGGUGGCUGUCUCCCUGGGCACAUGUACAUAAAACACGGUCCUCAUUUCUCACAUAGAUGCACAUCUUAAAUCAGGUUACAGACCAGUUAACUAGGCCUAAGACCACUAGACUUAGCGAGUGCAACAAUAUUAGUAGGCUAGUUAUUGGUUUCGUAACAACAUACACAACCUCAAAAGAUGAUUUACAAACAUACAGUAUACCGUGAUAUGACAUGAAUCACCCCACUGGCUAUAGAGUAAUGUACAGUUCCAGUCAAAAGUUUGGACACACCUACUCAUUCAAGGGGUUUUCUUUAUUUUUACUAUUUUCUACAUCAAAACUAUGAAAUAACACAUAUGGAAUCAUGUAGUAACCAAAAAAGUGUUAAACAAAUCAAAAUAUUUAAGAUUCUUCAAAGUAGCCACCCUUUGCCUUGAUGACAGCUUUGCAUACUCUUGGCAUUCUCUCAAUCAGCUUCAUGAGGUAGUCACCUGGAAUGCAUUUCAAUUAACAGGUGUGCCUUGUUAAUUUGUGGAAUUUAUUUCCUUCUUAAUGCGUUUGAGCCAAUCAGUUGUGUUGUGACAAGGUAGGGGUGGUAUACAGAAGAUAGCCAUGUUUGGUAAAAGACCAAGUCCAUAUUAUGGCAAGAACAGCUCAAAUAAGCAAAGAGAAACGACAGUCCAUCAUUACUUUUAAGACAUGAAGGUCAGUCAAUACAGAAAAUGUCAAGAACUUUGAAAGUUUCUUCAAGUGCAGUCGCAAAAACCAUCAAGGCUAUGAUGAAACUGGCUCUCAUGAGGACUGCCAUAGGAAUGGAAGACCCAGAGUUACCUCUGCUGCAGAGGAUAAGUUCAUUAGAGUUAACUGCACCUCAGAUUGCAGCCCAAAUAAAUGCUUCACAGAGUUCAAGUAACAGACACAUCUCAACAUCAACUGUACAGAGGAGACUGUGUGAAUCAGGCCUUCAUGGUCAAAUUGCUGCAAAGAAACCACUACUAAAGGACACCAAUAUUAAGAAGAGACUUGCUUGGGCCAAGAAACACGAGCAAUGGACAUUAGACCUGUGGAAAUCUGUACUUUGGUCUGAUGAGUCCAAAUUUGAGAUUUUUGGUUCCAACCGCCGUGUCUUUGUGAGACGCAUCUGUGGUUCCCACCGUGAAGCAUAGAGGAGGUGUGAUGGUGUAAUGGUGUGGGGGUGCUUUGCUGGUGACACUGUCUGUGAUUAAUUUAGAAUUCAAGGCACACUUAACCAGCAUGGCUACCACAGCAUUCUGCAGCGAAACGCCAUCCCAUCUGGUUUGUGCUUAGUGGGACUAUCAUUUGUUUUUCAACAGGACAAUGACCCAAAACACACCUCCAGGCUGUGUAAGGGCUAUUUGACCAAGAAGGAGAGUGAUGGAGUGCUGCGUCAGAUGACCUGGCCUCCACAAUCACCCGAUCUCAACCCAAUUGAGAUGGUUUGGGAUGAGUUGGACCGCAGAGUGAAGGAAAAGCAGCCAAUAAGUGCUCAACAUAUGUAGGAACUCAUUCAAGACUGUUGUAAAAGCAUUCCUCAUGAAGCUGGUUGAGAGAAUGCCAAGAGUGUGCGAAGCUGUCAAGGCAAAGGGUGGCUAUUUGAAGAAUCUCAAAUAUUUUUUGUUUACUACAUGAUUCAAUAUGUUAUUUCAUAGUUUUGAUGUCUUCACUAUUAUUCUACAAUGUAGAAAAUAGUUAAAAAAAAUAAAGAAAUUACCCUUGAAUGAGUAGGUGUGUCCAAACUUUUGACUGGUACUGUAUACAGCAGGGUUCUUCAAUUCCGGUCGUGGAGGGCCGAAACACUUCUGUUUUUUAUUUCUACCUGGUAGUUAAUUGCACUCACCUGGUGUCCCAGGUCUGAAUUAGCCCCUGAUUAGAAGGAGAGGAUGAAAAACAGAGGUGUUUCGGCCCUCCAGGACCGGAAUUGAAGAACCCUGGUAUACAGGAAAGUUCAUCAGCUAGAAGUCUUAAAGUUUGUGGAAAUGUUGAGGAUUCUAUAGUACAGGGGUUAUGCAUAUCAUAUUGAAGGAUGCUUGAUAUGUGAAUAACUGAUAUAGAGAAAUGUGUUGAACUUGUGACCCACAUGUAAACAGCCUCCCCGGUCCUAUGGCCUUCUGAGUGGGAUGUCUUCAGAGAGGUUCUGCUGUCUUGUAACUAAGAGAGAUGAGAGGUCCAGGAGGCCAGCUGGUGUCACUCAUACCUACUGCACAUUCAACAUAACUCACCGCCAACAAUGAAUCAUGUUGCACCUCUCUCACACAUACACACACACAAACACACACACACAUAGUGUUCUUACGCUUGCUCGCACACACACACACACACACACACACACAAAUAUACACACACACCCCUCCCUCCUCUACUCCCUCCUCACAGCUCUUUUAUUCUCUACCUCUUGCUAAAUCUUCUCUCGGUUCAUGCCAGUAUGUAAUCAAUUCCAUUUCUACCACUGGUCAGUCAGAAUUAAAUGGUGCAAUUUGUCUUUAUAUACAUAUCCAUUCAUCACUGGGUUUAUUUGUCUGAUUCAAAAUAUAUUUGUUCCUCAUGGUCAUCUCAGUUGCAGAGAAGUACAGUAGCUACUGUUGCACAAUAGUCAUUCUUUUUAGAUUGUGUCUAUAGCCAUCCUUAGUUAGUUGCACUGAAAGGACAACUUUUCCUCAACUGCAGUCACCCUGUAUCUGUCAAGGCCUGAUGGUUGUUUAACAAAAUAUGAUAGGAGGUUCAACUAGUCAAAAGGUUACUUUGGUCUUCUUGACCUUGAAUUUGACAUUUCAUUUACUUGGCUAUCUCUCUCAGGUCAUUUCUCAUACAGUAGAUAUUUAGUUCACUCCCACUGAAAUGUGAGCUAGUGUGAGAGUUGGAAGAGAGCAGACUCAGAAAGCAGCUUUGGCACCGUCCUCUUGUUCAGAGGCUGUCCGCAAAAGAGAACUUACCAUGCUUAAUGUACCACACCACUGCAUGUUCAAAACUUAAAGCACUCUUAAUGAUGCCAGACAAGAAAUGUCUAUUUUCCAUCUAGAGGUGUUGUUGGAGUGACUUGAGUCAAAGGUCAUCUUGCAUAGCAAAUUCUCAACGUUAAAUUCCCUGUUGAUAUAAAAUGGGGUUUGGGGCAGCUAUGCUUGCUGUGAGCUAUAAUAAAUUAAACUGUAUAUAAACGUGUGUGUAUGUGUGGUGUGUGUGUGUGUCUUUGUGUGUAGUGUGUACCUGUAUGUGGUUGUGUUUUUUGUUUUCUAAGGUUUGUACUGUAAUGUCUGUUGUGGUGGGUGGAUAGGUGACUGUGUGUGUGUGUGUGUGUGUGUGUUUGUGAGUGUGUUGAAGAACAAGAUUGCUUGCAAGCAUGCUGUUCAGCCUGACUAGAAUAUUUAACUUGCCUGGUUUGUGUGGGUGUGUGUGUGGGUGGUAAGCCUGUAUGUGUAUGGAUGGACGUGUGUAUGGCAUGUGUAUGUGUGUAUAAGUGUGUGUCCCAGGCGGACAGGUGUGUGUCCCAGCCCCAGGUUGGUUCGGGGCAGAGGCAGUAACUCCUGUCCCUCUCCCUGCAGGUGGCAGACAGCGAAGCAGCACCAGUCACUAGCAGGCCUCUCGCUCUUGGUCUGUCUCUCUACCUGGCUCUGGCUGUGUGUCUGCUGCUGCCUCCGCUGCUGCUCUCACUGUCAGUGCUGGCUGAUCUGGCUUGUUAACCCCCCCAGAAGCCCCCCUUGCUCCCUUGCCCCCAUCUCCUUGCACCUCUUCUUCAGAUCCCACUGUCUGGCCCCUUUCUCCCUCCUUGCCCCCUGGGCUCCCCCUCUGCCACCUCCCCCUGGCUGCCCUGCUCCUAGGCAGGGGCACAUCCCCCCCUGGGGUCCCUCCCGGUGUUGGUGGGGCGAGGUGGGGGGCAAGGUGAGGUAAGGCGGGGGGCCCGUGUCAGUGUGCCUCUCUCUGUGUCGCUCCAGGUUACGGGCUGAUGCAGGAGGAGCUGCUCUCCCCUCCCUCCAUGCAGUACAGCCUGCCCUCCCCGCUGGGCAACGAGCCCUACUGGCAGGAAGUCUCCAGUCUGGAGUGUGCUCCCAUGGCCACCACAGAGGAGGACACGCUCAUGGAGAUGUCCGAUGUGCAGGUGUGGCCCUCUGGCAACAGCCCCUCCUUAGUGGCCGUGGAGGACUCCUCGCUGGAGUGCAGCAAUGCCGACGACUCGGAGGGGCUGCUGGGGCUGCCGUAUGGGAGCCUGGGCCGGCCGGGCAGUGGGGCCAGCGGUGGGGGCGGGGGGCUGAGUGGAUCUAUGGAGCUGGUAGAGGACAACUCAGAGAUGGGGGCUGUUGACUCGUUCAGCACCGCCACCCCUGCCACCCCUGCCUCGUUCAGCACCGCCACCCCUGCCACCCCUGCCUCGUUCAGCACCGCCACCCCUGCCACACCUUCUUCGUUCGGAGGCACCAUCGCCGCCGCGGUCAACAACGUUAACGGGCUGGACAAAGGUCAAGUGUCAAAUGUCGUGAGGUCAGAGGCAGCAGCGGUCGGAGGCAACAUGGCGGGUGGAGAUGGAGCUGGAGGAGGAGGAGGAGGAGGAGGAGGAGGAGGAGGAGGGACAGGCUCAGAGGAAGGGCUUUCUCUUGUUGCAGGACAACAGCAGCGGGUGUACGCCCGGCUGAGCGAGUCGCCCGGUCUGAGCCGCGUGGCAGAUCGUAAUGGAGACAGGUGAGUGUGUUGUCAGACCUCAGUCAGUCUGCAGCUCAGCUGGACACAGUACUGGCCAGACAGGGGGUGGUCCAGAGUUCAGACACUCACCUCUGAGACAACUCACUGAGCCUCAGGACACGUCAAUGUUGCUGUGUUUCCUAACCUAAUAAUACAAUAUUUAGUUUUAGUAAAAGAGUGUUCUAUGAAGGAAUAUUAGAGUCAGCUUUUGUUUGACCCACACAUUUGAUACACAUUGGCCUCUUUCUCCUCCUUUGACCAUUUGUCUCUUCUCCUCUCACUCCUCCUUUCUCUCCUCCUCUCACUUGUCCUCUCUCUCCACCUCUCUUCAUCUCUCUCCUCCUAUUUUCACUCAUCCUCUGCCUCCUUAGGUCCAGUGGUUGCAGUGGUGGUAGUGGAGGCAGCGGUGGAGGUGGUGGAGGCUCUUUCCUGUCCUACCUGCAGGAGCAGUCGGGUCCAGGCUGGCAACCUGUCACGGACCACACUCAGGCCUGGGUGGGCUCGCAGACAGCCAAACCCAGGCAGGCCAUGGACUCUAUGAUGUCAUCAGUACGCGCCGCCAUGGACGUGGACCCAAGCCAGUCCCGCGUGUCCCAGGAGGCCUUGCUUCAGCCGGUGCGGGACAUGGGGCACACGGAGAUCCUGCGCGGGCACUUCAGGGGCACCCAGCCGUUUGAGAAGGGCCUGGGGUUCCCUCACAGGGUGCCAGAGCUGCGGACCUGGGACGAAGUACGCCUGAGGGGGCAGGUAUGUGGGAAACCAAUGCUAUUAUCUUAGCUAUCACAAGACUAUGUUAUACGCCACUUAAAUUAAGUACAAUAACUCUGGCCCAAGUAUGCAUAGGUACGUUUUUACAUAUCCAUGAGAUGGUAAGUAAACAUUGAUUAAAGGCAGCUAUAAUACAUUAGGUAUGGACAGGUCCCUAAAUGAUCCAGCUCAUCAUGUAAAAGCUGUGUUAAUGCUGUAGGAGUUGUCUGACCACAGUCCAAACCCAGUGACAGUAGGCUAUGACUGAAGUUGAUUAUUUAUGGUACUGUAAUCCCACGCUCUUCUCACGCCCACAUAUAAACACACACACACACACACAAACAGAAGGCCCAAGAAGGGCAGAAACAGCCUGUCAAGCCAAAUAUAGCAGCCCCUGUCACCGGAUCCCCAAUCCCACCCCAUCACACGUGUCAUCUACUGUAGUAUACUGGCACUGCAUCAGACCAACCAGAGCACCCUAAAGGACAUGCCAGCUUUAUCACGCUGUGAGAGGGCAAAGAGGGACUGUUGCUGUUUGAGUCUCUGUGGGCUCCCUGGUAGGUGAUGAUAUUGUUAUAUUGGGACUGCCAGUGUGUUGGUACAGUUACCACAGAUAACAAUGUUUCCCAUAGAGAAUCAGUGGCAGGAAAUGGUCUCGCUGCAGACUAUCUGCAUCUUACUGUACUGUGCAAGUGAAAUAGAUCCCAAACCAUUACAGAAUAAUAACGUAUGUAAUUGUGGUGGAACAUAUUCCAUGGGAAGUAAUAAUGUAAGUGUGAAAGUAUAGUGUAUGGUUGUGUGUACCAGAGGGAGGCCUUAAGGUCAGGGUGCAAGUGUAUCAGUGUUCUUCUCACGCUCAGCCUCUCAGACUUACAGAGCAGAGCAGAGCAGAGCGCCUCUCUGGAGCAGCCAGAGGUAUUUAAAGACUACGGAUCAUAUGGCUGGGAGAGAGAGAGAGCAGAGGGG
Molecule: messenger RNA, 19611 nt
Organism: Coregonus sp. 'balchen'
Lineage: Eukaryota; Metazoa; Chordata; Actinopteri; Salmoniformes; Salmonidae
Source: the annotation of a GenBank genome assembly